AUGCAAACUCUAUCGGAACGGGCCGCGGCCGAAGAUUGCGGCCAACAUUAUUUCCUGUUCACCGCCAUUGAAACCACUGAGAAAGAAAAGGUAGAGGAAACGGGGAAGCAGCUACAAAGCUUCGCCGCCCAGUUCAACUUGCCCUUCUCGUUCAACGUCCUCUACAUACCAGACCUUAAGCACUUAAAAGCAGAGCAAGUGGAGAUAAAGGCAGACGAAGCCGUAGUUAUCCACGCCUCCUUCGCUCUUCGCGCAAUGAUUUCCAAACUGUUGGAGCUGGAAAAUUCAUCGACGCACUACACAAUGCGGAGCGACGAUCAACAUCGGGCGAGCAUCGAAGCCGGGUCGGUCCUCGACGGGAUCCGUAACAUUGUGGCGGCGGAAGGGCGGGAAAGGGUGACGAGAAGCGUGAGCUUGCAGGUUUGGAGAGACUUCUUUGGAAGCUAUACUCCUGGAUCAUGGACUGAAUUAGUUGGCGGUACAAACUUACGUGACUAUAAAGUUCCAAAAACGACAAUCAUCUUGUUGAUUGGUACAAAAGGUUGUGGUAAAAGCAGUCUAGUGAACAAGAUUUCAGAUGUUUUUGAGUCCGAAAGGUUUACACCACAAAGAGCACGAGUGUCGCUUAAUCCUUCUGUUGGAGGUUGUACCUGUUUUGCCCACGGGUACAAGAUCCCGAGCUCUGCAAAAUCUUUCUGUGUAUAUGAUGCGCAGAGUUUGUCUUACAAUCAGUCUGAAAAUGAGAACAUGCUGAAACAUUGGAUGACAAAUGGAGUUUGUCAUGAGGAAUCUUUUAUAUGGUGCCAUGCUCAGAAGGCAUACUACUUACCCAUCGUGGCUCGACCCAUCAACUUUGUGGUGUUUGUUGUCAAUGCUGUUUCUGUUCUUGAAUCAAUGGAGGGCAGAGAUGAAACAGAGAAACGCUAUACUCGAGUCGUUUCUAAAGCAUUCAAUAGCCCGUUGCUAUCGUUCAAAGAUGACAGGCCUGUAGUUGUGGUUACACAUGGUGAUUUACUCUCGGUUUCUGAGCGUGUUCGUGUGCGUGUUCACUCGGGGGACCUUUUGGGAAUCCAUCCAAAGAACCAGAUUUUUGAUAUCCCAGAAAGCAAUGAUUGUGCAACUAAACUGGCAAUUCUUGAUAUGCUACACUAUUGCCUCGACCACGCUGAUCAGAAUCUACCCUUGAAAGGUUUAUUCCCGAGUCUGUUUUUGCAGCAUAUAUCCCUUCUGUGGCUGAUGGCUUUGCUGCUGUGGUUGUAUGCAUUGAUGCGUGUAUAUAUAUACCUGGAUAGGAUCCUGCGAGAACACAUACUCAAAUGAAUUGAAUGCCUUGGCUUUUUCUUAUGGAAACUAAGAAUGUUUUUGAGUUUCAUAUAUAUAUAAAUGCUAGAAUAAAAAGCAGUUUUGUCUGUCUUCCUAGUAUUAUUCUAGUUUAGUAGCCGAUCGAGUAGAGUUACCUACAUAGACAGUUCAAUUAAUUCUUAAAUGAUAGAUUGUAGACAACUUCAGCUAGCUCUAACUA
Ipomoea triloba (trilobed morning glory) is the source of this 1522-nucleotide messenger RNA. RefSeq lists its product as uncharacterized. The coding region runs from base 1 to 1320 and encodes 439 amino acids. The record is from RefSeq and is a predicted model, not a curated record. The transcript has 8 exons. NCBI's taxonomy places the organism in Eukaryota, Viridiplantae, Streptophyta, Magnoliopsida, Solanales, Convolvulaceae.